This is a messenger RNA of Cloeon dipterum, 1100 nucleotides long. RefSeq names its product RING finger protein 141-like. Bases 186 to 857 code for a protein of 223 amino acids. Gene Ontology annotation, molecular function: ubiquitin-protein transferase activity. The transcript has 4 exons. NCBI's taxonomy places the organism in Eukaryota, Metazoa, Arthropoda, Insecta, Ephemeroptera, Baetidae. Gene Ontology annotation, biological process: protein autoubiquitination. The record is from RefSeq and is a predicted model, not a curated record.
CCAGACGUGUAACCUACGCGUAACCGCGCAAUUUCUGUUUGCGAUAAAUUUGAGGGUCAAUUUCCCUGUCAAUCAAGAGUUUUAACUUGACUCAUCUCCAGUCCAGCUCUAUCUAUAUAUAUCUACGCAGAUACAUCGAAAUGUGUGCAGAUAUCUGAAGCUUAAGUAAUUAUAUUUAACGAAAUAUGGGACAAGGAGCCUCGGACGGUAUUCCCAUUCCUGACACAGUGGGCAGCAUAAUACAACAGGCGCGAACUAUCACCGACGUAGCCAGCCUCAGCUAUGAUGAUUUCCUCCAAUGUGUCAGCCAACUUAACGCUUUGUGCAGCAGGUGUGUGGACAGCAAAGGCAGGAAGCUAGUGUUCGCGGUAAAGAGAGGCACCGACUCGUCAAUUCUGUGGAAAAGCACAGUUCGCAUUGCGUGCAUCAGGGUCAGCAUUGUCACCAACCAGAUUGAGAGCCACAAGGUGCUCAACCUUCACCAGCUUCUAAAGGUGUCGCACACAUUGAAAGGACACCUGGUUGCGGCCGAGAGCAGCUCCUCAGGGUCGCAUCCUGAUCUUCUUAGCUCUUCCGUUCUACUAGAAGACAUGGAGGUUGCGUCCUGCUCUUCAGGAAGCUCAGUAGAGUGUUGCAUAUGUUUGGAAAGAAAACCUGAUGUGAUCCUGCCCUGCGCGCACAGUUAUUGUUUGCCGUGCAUCGAACAGUGGAAUGUCAACCACAAAACUUGUCCCAUCUGUAGGGAAAAGCUUGAGAGCACCGACGACUCAUGGGUCAUCUCUGAAGCACCAGACAGCGAGGAGGUCAACCAGGAGCUUGAGAAAUCCCUACUUAAUCUUUCAGGUGGCAAUACGUAAACUAUGAGGCUGCCACAUAUUUAUAUGCAUACUGGCUGUGUUGUUUAUAUAAUGCGAAUGCAUGAAAUGACAUUACCAAAUGAUUAUUGAUGUAAUAUUAAUCUUUGAAUUAAAUUUUCUAUUUGUUUUAAUUUUAUGAGAGAUGUUUUGUGCUGAUGCUUGUUAAUAGUUUAUAUAUUUUAAUGAAACGGACUUAUGAAAAGGAACGUAUCCAAAUAAAAGCGAUAGUAUCGAUAUUAUGAA